Messenger RNA from Babesia bigemina, 3561 nucleotides. RefSeq lists its product as hypothetical. Gene Ontology annotation, biological process: iron-sulfur cluster assembly. NCBI's taxonomy places the organism in Eukaryota, Apicomplexa, Aconoidasida, Piroplasmida, Babesiidae. Gene Ontology annotation, cellular component: cytosolic [4Fe-4S] assembly targeting complex. The transcript has 2 exons. The record is from RefSeq and is a predicted model, not a curated record. Bases 1 to 3561 code for a protein of 1186 amino acids.
AUGUCUGACUCAAAUUCUGAGGACGCUGUCGCAGAGCCGAGAUCCAAACUCAUUGAAUGGAUUGAUCAGUAUACUUCUAACGAUUCGGAGACCAGAUGCUGCGAUCUUAGAAACCACAUUUUGGUGGCAGUAGUGAAUUCGAAACAUUUGGCAUUUGUCCAGAUAGUGGUACGCACUUACGAUCAUGUAUGUUUUUACAUCAAUACAACCAACGUACAUCAGGAAAACGACCCUGUGCGCAAAAGGAACAUCUGUCGUCUGUUAUAUGAUGUUAUUUCGCGUACGGAAAACCUGUUUUCAGCAGAAUGCCUCGUGCCAUUCCUACAGAAAUGUUUGACGGUAACAGUAUGCACAAACUUUGCGAUACUGGCGAUUCGCGCCUUAUUAGAGCGUCAUAUCAAAAUCGAAGGUGGCACCAUACAUGUUCUGAAUAUUCUGCAGCCGUUAUAUGACGCACUAGUGGCGCAAAAUAUAGCAUCAAUGGCGCAGCAGCCUCGCAUGGAUUUUUUAUGGAUAACUCAUUUCAUGCUGCAAUUACAUAGGUCUAAAAAUCUCAACCUUCGGCAGAACUUUGUAGCGAGUUUUUGCAGCGCCGUGUUGGGGGAAAAGGAUCCGAGAAAUUUGUUGGUACUCUUCGAUCUUGUUGCGAAAUUGUGCGAAGACGAUCUGGCUGAUCACGAUGUGGACCUUCUGGCUAAACUCUGCACACCAUACUACCCAAUACAGUUUCAACCUCCUAAAAACGAUCGAAUAGGCAUCACACCAUUGGAACUAAAGCAGAGGCUCUUGCGAGUGUUCAAGGCAUGCAGCAAAUUCGGGCCGCACGCAAUGGAAGUUUUGUUCGAUUGUCUAUACUCCGGCUACGCUACGGAGGAUGAUCACGCCGUUAUAUUGGGUGAUACGUUAUGGUUCAUCAAAGAGUGUGCGCCUAUAUACGGGGUGCCAUGUUACUCAUAUAACCUUGAAUCCUUCAUAGACGUUCUUGUGUCGGAAUUUUUUACGGACGCAGCUUCCCGUAAAAACGGUAAUGACGAAUGUCUUGACGAUACACCCGGAGGAAUAAUUGUGGACGGUGUUCUAAGUGACUUGGAAAGCUCCGUUUUCUCGGUUACGGAGGCAAAUAAAUUAGGCAUGCUAUAUUAUGAAGGUUGGAAAUAUGUAUCCAAUCAAUUAAAAAUAUUCGGUGAUAUUGUAAAGGUAUAUAUGGACGUUGUAGAUGUCUAUAUGUGUAAAGAGGUUGUAAUUAAGUUGUUACGCACCUUGAAAAAUAAUUUCACUGCUGACAACAGUAAAAUUGCUGAUGCGAAUGGCUAUGCCGCAUACUUUUUGGAUAUACUCUGUGGUAUGCCGAAGUACCACGAUCUUCUGCUUGAAUAUGUUUUCGUGCCUUUGUGCAAUGAUAUAAUUGUGAUGUUCGCCCAAUUCAAAAAAGGGUUGGACUCGGAGGAUUCUUUAUGCAAGCAAUUGGCACUCAUGCUCCCUGUUGUUACAAACACGCUAUUUGCAAAGCUUGUGUCGUAUUGUGUUCAACCUAUUCCGACAAUUUAUGCCAAACAAAUCGUUGUUGGUGCCUUGUGUUCUCUACAGUUGAACGAUAAUACAAUAUGCAGUCGAGGUUUAAAGCUUCUAACAUUGGCCAUUUCGUCUUCUACGUGUCCUGUUUUGGAACACGUAUUAAUACACUGCUUAAAAGAGUCACAACUGUUUAGUAAGAAGCGCGUUUGUCGUGACGGAAUGGAUAUCCGACUUUAUGCGGAUGCGUUGCUAGCAAUGUUGAAAUCCCAUUAUGUGCACUGCGAUCCUAUAGUAGAGCAGAUUAGAUUGAUGAUGGAUUGCCUAGUGGUCAGCAGUGAUAUUGAAGAUUGCAUACUUGCAUACUUUAGCAACGAUGUCGAUCUUUCACAUGAAAUGGCCGAAAUAUGCGCAAUAGUCUUAAAUAAAAGCACUGAUAAGGCUCUGGUUAAACAAAUAUUUGCCGCAUAUUGCAAAUGCUUUAUACACGUCUGCGAAAAUCCGGAGUCGAAGAUAGGGCAUGCUACAUUUGUCUUUUCUCUCGCAAUUACGGCGAACAGAAAGACGCUCUGUGCGUUAUUGAACGAAGAGUUCUCAUUCAAUCAGUUAUUAGGAUACUAUAAAGUGUUAUCCGAAAAGGCGGAAGACAGGAAAAUGUCACAAAGUGUUUUGAAGUUGGCUACUUUCAUAAUACCCCAGUAUAUGUCCAUGACAUUGGAUCACCCAAGUGCAGAUAUCGCACGGCAACUUUGUGAAGACGGAUUGAUAUUUCUGCUGCCAUUAUUGUUCAAUCAUAUAUCCAAUGAAAUUGUAGCUGUCAUAAUAGAGCAUGCUAAACGUGAUCAAAUCAAAAUUAUGGAAUUGGAAUCCAUAGGCUGGUUGCUGAAAUGUUGGGUUAAGCAAGAUUGUAAUAAAAGCGAGGCGUUAAAUUUUUCUUUUGAAUCAUCGGGGGAUUAUUUCGAUAAUCAGAACCGCAUGGAAGUUUCAAGAAGUGCCAUAAAUCUGGAAGAAAUCUCUAAUAGCAGGUUCAGCAGUUUAUUGUCAGAGGGGUUGCCGUCAAUCAUCCUUUCAUACCUAUUGGAAGACGCAUCGUACCAAACUUUGGUGUCACGUGAUAUGAAGUCGCACAUGCUAUCUCUUCCGCCAAGCGUAAUCAGUGCAACUGUCGCACGAAUGUAUCCCUUCCAAGUGGAAAAUAUGUCAGCAACACUGGAGUACCUUGGAUACAACCCCGCAACCUUCAUUGGUCCUUCAAUCACAUAUUCAGAUGUGUUCUUCGUUGAUGGCACAGAGGUAGAACUAGUGCCUCCCCUCACUCGGAUGCAGCACAAAAUUUUGAUGGCUAACUUCCGCAACUCACGCACACCAGAUGCAAGUGUCGCAAAAUAUCUUAUUAACGUUUUGAGCGAAUCGAAAGAUAACCUGGCCUAUGCCGUUGCAAUCACUUCGGUUGCUUUGAGGUUAGAACACUCCGAAUUGUUGUACGACAACGCCGAGAUCAUGCAGUUUGUAAUGCAGCAAUAUGUGUCACAAUGGCCCAAGUUGGAUGCAGUUAAAAAUAAGAGGGCGGCUGUCCAAAGAGCAGCGGUUGUUGACGACAGCAUCCAAACAAAUUUACAUAGUCCUUAUGAAAAGUGGCUACAACGCGAAUUCUUGUUCCUGUCCCAAUGUUUACUGUUAAAGGUAAUUUGCCUGUUGGAGCAAUCCAGCAGCAGUGGUUCAGAAGUUAGACAUAGCUUCGAUUACUUAUGGUCGCAAAAAAGUAGAGAAGCUGUAAAUCUUGCUAAUAGGUGUGAAUUCGAACCGUCGUAUAGUCAGUGGGAACAACUGACAGAAGUAGCCGCAUCGGUGGCCCUUGAAUCUAGUCUUCCGGUAUGCCGCGUAUUUGGAAUACUGUUAGUGCAUUGUAUAGUCAAGGCCGCGCCGAAGACAAUAUCAGCGAGCAAUUGUAGAUCGGUUAUGAAGCGUAUGUCCGAGUGUUUGGGCGAUGGGUGUCAGAGAGCACGAGCAGUGGCUAUAAAAUGCCGACAUAACUGGUUGCAGAAAUAA